AUGGGGACGCCGGCGGCGGGCCCCAAGUGCCGCAACGCCUUUCCCGCGCGCGCGCUCUGCAAGUUCGUCGACGACCUGGCGACCACCAUGCGAGUCGCCGUCGACACGAGCGACGGGAAGCUCGUUCGCAUCGGCGUUUACCAGAUUUACCAGAUGCGACUCGUUGGCCCACCAAGUAGGACUGCAAUCUACCAGACGCGACUCGCCUUUCCAGCUCUACCAGUUCCAUCGGGACCUGCCGCCCACGAAGCAAAGUUCCAUCGGGACCUGCCGCCCACCAAGCAGUACGCGUACGGGCUGAACCAGCGCACUGCUGCGUUCCCCGGCCCCACCAUCCUGGCGCAGAAGGGCAAAGACACUCAGAUCUUCUGGUCGAACCACAUCAAGGACAGGAAGCACAUGAUUCAGCUGGACGACACACUCAUGAUCCCCAUGCCCAAGAAAGGGGGCGUGCCCAUCGUUCCCCAUCGACACGGGGGGGAGACCCACAGCACAUAUGACGGCCACCCACAGGCAUGGUUCACCCAGUUUGGGGAGGCAGGGCCUACCUUCUCGACCCGGCUCUACCACUACCACAACAGCCAGCGCCCCUCUAUCGUGUGGUACCACGACCACGCCAUUGCUAUAACGAGGAUAAACGUCAUGGCGGGAAUGGCGGGCUUGUACGUUAUAAUGGAUCCCAAAGGCGAGGAGAAGGAGAUCAACAAGUGGGCGCCGCUGCCUGGCGGGCCGUUCUUCAUGCCCCUGGCCAUCGCGGACCGGAUGUUCUUUCCGAACGGGUCGGUGAACUAUCCGGUCGAUGGGGUUGUUCCAAAGGAGCACCCGCACUGGCAGCCGGAGUUUUUCGGAGAUACGAUCACGGUGAAUGGGAAGGUCUGGCCGUACUUCCGGGUUCGGAGAGCGCUGUACCGGCUGCCGAUCCUGGGAGCGUCCAACGCGCGCUUCUACCAUCUGCGCUUCCAGUGCGCCGUGAGGGGCGACUAUCACGACUUCAAGCCUCCUUUCAGGGGACCCAUCAUCCCCAUGACUCAGAUCGGCAGCGACGGGGGUUAUCUCGCUCGCCCACUCCGCAUGAAGGAAGUGCUGGUGGCGCCGGGGGAGCGGCUUGAUAUGCUCGUGGAUUUCAACGAGGCGCCCUCCUGGUGCCGUGACGUGCUGCUGACGAAUGAUGCUCGCGCGCCCUACCCUGCUGGCGAGCGUGUGAGUCCCGGCACAGCUGUCAUCAUGCGAUUCAUUCUCACCAAGCGCAAGGCCAUCCCGGCCCCGCCCCUCCCCAAGAUGAUUGCUCCCCUGGCGGCCUUGCCUUUCAAGCAGGUGACCAAAUCGCGCUGGCACAUACUGGGGGAGAGGGUAGACCCGGACAGUGACAUGCCGACCGUCAUUCAGCUUGAUGGGAAGGGGUUCUUCGAUCCUGCCACUGAGAUUCUCAAGAAUGGAGCAGUAGAGGUGUGGCACAUCAUCAACCCAUCGGCCGACUCACACCCCAUCCACCUGCACCUGCUGCAGCACCGCCCGUUCGCCCGCCGCUCCUUCAACUCUGAAGCCUUCCUCUCGGACGACUGGGUGGGAGGACACCACUAUUCACACCUGGGGGAGGUGCUAUCCUUCCUCGUGGCCGUGCUCUCCCAGGACGGGAAGCCCUUUGAGUUUGACCCAUCAGUGGGUCCAGGGUAUGUGUGGCAGUGCCACUUCCUGGAGCAUGAGGACAACGACAUGAUGCCCCAUCCCCCCCUCCUCUCCCCUUCCCCUCCCUCCUUUCCCCUCCCCCCCCUCCUUUCCCCUUCCUCCCCCUCCUUUCCCCUCCCCGCCCUCCUUUCCCCUUCCUCCCCCUCCUUUCCCCUCCCCGCCCUCCUUUCCCCUUCCUCCCCCUCCUUUCCCCUCCCCGCCCUCCUUUCCCCUUCCUCCCCCUCCUUUCCCCUCCCCGCCCUCCUUUCCCCUUCCUCCCCCUCCUUUCCCCUCCCCGCCCUCCUUUCCCCUUCCUCCCCCUCCUUUCCCCUCCCCGCCCUCCUUUCCCCUUCCUCCCCCUCCUUUCCCCUCCCCUCCCAUAUGGCAGGACGGCAAGCCCUUCAAGAUGGGAAGCCGUUUUCAUUCGACCCGUCGCAGGGUCCAGGGUACGUGUGGCACUGCCACAUCCUCGAACACGAGGAUAAUGACAUGAUGCGCCCGCUGCUCGUGCGCAAGUGA
Molecule: messenger RNA, 2184 nt
Organism: Closterium sp. Naga37s-1
Lineage: Eukaryota; Viridiplantae; Streptophyta; Zygnematophyceae; Desmidiales; Closteriaceae
Source: the annotation of a GenBank genome assembly